AUGGACAGCGAAAAUGCAAGAUACGCUGACGACAAACUUCACCAAUCUGAUUUGGGAAGUCUUUUGCCUUUGAAUGAUGGCGACGCGCAACUGGCUCUCAACGCUUCCCGGAGAAAGUUGAAACUUCUCAUUUCCGUCAAUAUCGUGCUAUCUUUUAUUUUACUGUGUGGAAUAUUUAUUGGAACACUUCAGAGACUCAUAGACUUGGGAGACAAGAAUCUCUAUCUCAAAAAGGUGACAGCAGAUUCACCUAUGUUUGACAAGCUCGAUGUGAGACUUGAAAUCAAGCAAAUGGAGGCAACACUCUUGACGCCAGAGCCGGCACCGAUUUUCCGCCAACCCCCUAGUCCAGAGGUUGACGCCGCAUGGGACAGACUCGCCAAUGUUCGUCCAAUUCCAAUCACACGUAAAGACGUUAUACUAUUGGGGAAAGAUCCAGAUCAAGCUUCAAAGUUCCCCGAAAGCUUCGGCUUUGGACGUGAUGCUUACAUAGGUCGACUAGACGUUUUUCAUGUCAUACACUGUCUUGAUCAAGUCAGAAGAGAGGCACAUUUUGAGCAUUACUACGGCAAACACUGGGGCAAUUCUGGAAACGCGUCUGAGCUUCACAAGAUACAUCUGUCGCAUUGCUUCCAUAUUCUUCUACAGAAUUUGAUGUGCGCACCCAACUUGGAUAUCUAUACCCAUUUCUGGGCUGAUGCACAACUUAAUGCGUUUCCUGAUUUCAAUGUCAAUCACCAAUGUAUCGACUUUGAACAGUUGCUAAAGUGGCAGGAAGAACAUUCAGUACCGGUUGAUGACUUUGGGGCCAUAAGACGGCCUGAUGACUACAAACCGCACAUCAUGACACCGAAAUUCAAGGAGCUUUUUGGGUAUGAGGGACCAGGACGGUAUGUCGGGGAUGAGAUUGCUUGA
Molecule: messenger RNA, 915 nt
Organism: Pochonia chlamydosporia 170
Lineage: Eukaryota; Fungi; Ascomycota; Sordariomycetes; Hypocreales; Clavicipitaceae
Exons: 2
Coding region: 1-915 (304 amino acids)
Biological process (GO): mycotoxin biosynthetic process
Source: RefSeq, a predicted model, not a curated record